AUGUGGUCCACACAAGAAUUCGAAGCAGACAAGAUUUAUUAUGAACUUUGUUAUCGAAAAGCCUAUAGUUAUAAUAACAUUGGAGUAAUAUUACCGAAUGUUGGAGUAUUUAUUCCAAGAUUAGGUGGAGGAAUAUCAGGAGGUAGUGGUGGUGAUGGAAAUAAACCUGCUUGGUCAUUUACGUCGAAAAAUGAUUUCUAUCCAUUAGAAGGAUUAGAACAUCAUCAUAAAAUAGGAGAAAUAAUAACUGAUUUAAUAUGGAAUCAGAUGGGAUCCGCGUUAGCAUUAAUUGAUCAACGAGGAAAAAUAUCUAUUUGGAUCAUGAAUAAUUUUGUUAAUAGAUGGAAAUGUAUUUGUGAUGUUAAUUUAAGAGAGAGUGUGAUUAUAUUUUUAUGGUUAGAUUGUGUUAGAAUGUAUUCAAGAACAACGGAAACUAGAUAUAAGCGAGGUAAUUUUAAAGGACCUAGAAAUCAAUUUGGAGAAUUAUCAUUUAUAACGGUUACUACAGAUGGAAAGGUCAGUGUUUGGUAUCAAAAAGGCAAGAAACAAUUUUCGAAAUUUAGUACGGAAUUACGAUAUAACAAUAGUCGUAUAUCACAUGCAGAUAUAAUAAUAAAUAAUGACGGAAAUUAUAUUUUAACAACUUAUAGUCCAGAACAUUAUCCUAAAGUUAUAAUAUUUCAUGAAAUUAAAGUUGAUAUGUUAAAAUUACAAGUUAAUUGUCGACCAAUUGCUAUUACAGAAUUUGUUACAUCACCUAAUGGUACUUUAUUACUUUGUAAAAGAUAUUCAGGAAAUCUUGAUUGUCUUGACAUGGCCGAUUUAAAUUGGGCAUCAUUUCAAUCAAAUAUUGAUGUUAUGGAUUGUGUAUGGGUAAUGAGUGCAUGUGCCAAUAAGUUAACAUUAUGUAUUCUUAAUAAUAUGGAUCACACGGAUUUAGAAAAUAUUAUAAAAAAACUUUCUAGUACUUUAAAGAAAGAUUUUCUGGAACAAAUUCUCGAAGAAACAUUUACCAAUAUAUCAGGAGUAUUUCCCAAUGGAUUUGAAACAUCCACUUCAUCAGAUUUCUUAAUUAGAUUAUUCGGAUUACAACUUUCUUUGUUAAAAUCAUGUGAACGUGAUUAUAUUACUUAUUUUAAUAUUUUAAGUGUGUUACAUUUACGAUCGUUGGAAAUUAUAUUUAAGAAUUGCUAUACUUUUGAUAAAACUUUUGUUAUGGAUUCACUACAAUCACUAGUAUCACUUACCGAAUGGAUUCUAGAUUUCUUUGUAUACAUCAUUCGAAAUAUAUAUUUAUUAUAUGCUACUUAUAAACAAGGACGAGUAUUGGCCAGUGAAAAAUCUCAUAUCGUAUUAUUAUAUCACACAAUAAGUCGAUCGGCGUUAAAAAAUCUUUUAUCAUUCGUUGAAAAAUUUAAAGAUUACAUUUCACAAUUAGCCAUUAAUAAUCCUAAAGAUUCUGUCAUACAAGAGAUGAAUAAAACAUUAGAAUAUUCAUUUGAAAGGUGGCCAUUAAAAUUAGAUUUAAUGAAUUCUUUCAUGAAUGAAUCUAGUACUGUCAUUGAAAAGACUAUGCAAGUAUUACCUACUUCAUUACAAGGAACACUUAAAGAAAUUGAACAAAUUUAUAAAACUAAUUUUCAUAGUGUUAAUAAAGUUAAAUUAUAUAGUUAUGAUACUAGAUGGGUUGAAUCAGAAUCUGUGGAUAUUAUAUUAAAAUCAAGAAAUCUUAUGGAUAGAGUUUGUAUUAGAGAUGUAGUACAAGGAACAACUCAGUGGGCAAAGAGUUAUGCUAGAUCUUGUGUUUGUGGUGGUCUUUGGAUUGAUAUUAGUCAUUUUGGAAAUGAUAGUAUUUUUAGUACUGGUGGAAUUGGAGGAAUUGGUAGUAUUGGUGGUAUUGGUGGUCCAAGUACUUCUUUGUAA
Messenger RNA from Diversispora eburnea, 1923 nucleotides. The record is from the annotation of a GenBank genome assembly. NCBI's taxonomy places the organism in Eukaryota, Fungi, Glomeromycota, Glomeromycetes, Diversisporales, Diversisporaceae.